Marmota flaviventris (yellow-bellied marmot) is the source of this 4332-nucleotide messenger RNA. RefSeq names its product coronin 2A (gene Coro2a). The record is from RefSeq and is a predicted model, not a curated record. Lineage: Eukaryota; Metazoa; Chordata; Mammalia; Rodentia; Sciuridae. Gene Ontology annotation, molecular function: actin filament binding.
CUGCAGGGGAGGCGGUGGUGCUGCGCGCGGGGACUCGGCGGGUGGCGCGGAGCGCGGAGCAGGAGCCGGACGCUGCCGCCGCCGCCGCCGCCACCUGCGCGGCAGUCAGCAAGAUGUCAUGGCACCCCCAGUACCGGAGCUCCAAGUUCCGCCAUGUCUUUGGCAAACCAGCCAGCAAGGAGAACUGCUACGACUCGGUGCCCAUCACCCGCAGCGUUCACGACAAUCACUUCUGUGCUGUGAACCCCCACUUCAUUGCAGUUGUCACUGAGUGUGCUGGCGGGGGGGCCUUCCUCGUCAUCCCCCUACACCAGACAGGAAAGUUGGACCCCCACUACCCAAAGGUCUGUGGGCACCGCGGGAACGUCUUAGACAUCAAGUGGAACCCUUUUGAUGACUUUGAGAUCGCCUCCUGUUCAGAAGACGCCACGAUUAAGAUCUGGGACAUCCCCAAGCAGCUGCUGACAAGGAACUUCACAACCUACAAGAAGGAGCUGGUGGGCCACUCGCGCAGGGUGGGCCUGGUGGAGUGGCACCCCACGGCCGCCAACAUCCUCUUCAGCUCUGGCUACGACUACAAGGUGAUGGUCUGGAACCUGGAUACAAAGGAGUCUGUCAUCGUAAACCCCGUGAGGACAAUUACCUGUCACCAAGAUGUGAUCCUCUCCAUGUCCUUCAACACCAACGGCAGCCUGCUGGCUACUGCCUGUAAAGACCGCAAGAUUCGGAUUCUUGACCCCCGUCUAGGAACUAUCCUCCAGGAAGCCAGCUACAAGGGGCACCGGGCCAACAAGGUGCUGUUCCUGGGGAACAUGAAGAAGCUGCUGUCCACAGGCACGUCUCGGUGGAACAACCGGCAGAUGGCCCUGUGGGACCAGGACAACCUCUCUGUGCCUCUCACAGAGGAGGACCUGGACGGCUCCUCAGGUGUGCUGUUUCCCUUCUACGACGUGGACACCAACAUGCUCUACAUAGUGGGGAAGGGAGAUGGCAACAUCCGCUACUAUGAGGUGAGCGCCGAGAAGCCCCACCUGAACUACCUGACCGAGUACCGCUCCUACAACCCGCAGAAGGGCAUUGGUACCAUGCCAAAGAGAGGUCUCGAAGUGUCCUCCUGCGAGAUCUUCCGCUUCUACAAGCUGAUCACAACCAAAAGCCUCAUUGAGCCCAUAUCCAUGAUUGUACCCCGGCGGUCGGAAUCCUACCAAGAGGACAUCUACCCGCCCACAGCAGGGGCCCAGCCCUCCCUGACUGCCCGGGAGUGGCUCAGUGGGAUGAACAGAGAGCCAAUCCUGGUGUCCCUGAGGCCUGGCUCCCAGCCGCUGAGCCCCCGGCCACUGCCUCCAGAGAAGCCCCUCUCCACCCCCACGGCCCGGACCUCCCCCCUGCUCUUGGACCACACUGCAAAGCUGUCUGCAGAGGACGGCCAGAGGCCCCUCUCCCAGCAGGAGGGGAAGGCGCCAAGGUGGGCUGCGGAGCACAGGCCCGAGGAGAAGCAGCCCUGGCUCACGAAUGGCUUUGAUAUUUUCGAAUGUCCCCCACCAAAGACAGAGAACGAGCUGCUGCAGAUGUUCUAUCGGCAACAGGAGGAGAUCCGAAGGCUCCGCGAGCUGGUGACCCAGCGGGAAGUCCAAGCCAAGCAGUUGGAACUAGAGAUCAAAAACUUGCGCAUGAGCUCAGCAUAGUUCUGAGCAGAGGCCUCUGCCAUCCUGGCCCUCAGGGACGCCACUUGGCUCUGUGGGGAGGUCCAGAACCAAACCACAAGUCCCCCAAGAACAACCACUAUUUCUAUAUUUUUUACCAGAAAACAAAACUCUCAGUCACUGAAGGAGAUUCCAGUAGGACGUGGUGCCGUUUCCUAUUUGCCUUCUUGCAGCAGUUUCUGCACCGACUGAUUUUAGAUGUUCUGUUGAAUUCUGCUUCUGAGGUCCACGUGGAGCUGUGACUUCUCAAGGGGAACGAACACUGCAGGAAGUUAGAGCUGGUAGAAGUGGGGAGGUCAGGCUGCCUGUCAUCUCGUGUAGAAUGGGGGGAAACGGAGGCAGGAGGGAGUGUCCCCACUCACCCCAUCCCAACUGACACAUGCUUCAUAUGUUAGACUAUAGAAUCCAUAAUUCUGCUACUCAAAAAAAAAAAAAAAUUUAGAAGUUUGAAAACCAGUGAUCUGGCCCAACUCAUUCUUUGAAAAGUGAGGAAACUGAGGCUGAGAGAGAGGCAGGUGAGGCUGGGCUGAGCACCUGGUCUCCUGGGUGAGUCUUUCUGCUGUUUCUGGCCCUGUGUACUUCUCAGCCCCCAGGACAGGAAUAUGUUGGGUCUGGCCUCAACUGGGCCUUGACUGACUUGGUGACCUCUUGCAAAGUCCUUCUUUCUCUGGUCUCAGUCUCUCCAUCUUAAGAAGGGGGACUCUGGAUGAGCUCCCUCCACAGGAUCUGCCACCAGAGACCUUGACUUGAGGAAAACCACAUGUGGGGCCUGGGUUUGCUGCAGAAACUCACACUGACCAAGGGGUCAAGUUUAAGGUCAGGGAAAUGAAUCAAGAUUUAGCCCAAUUCUAGAACUCAGACAGGCAGUCAAAACCUUCCUUUCCAGCCUGCAUCAGAUGGAUGUGAGUAGACCCUGUCUCCUAUGUGGGGAUGCAGACCUCAGAACUGUGUCCUUGACUGCUGACUACACAGCGCCUCCUGCAGGAGAAUGUAGGCAAAAGAGCCCCCACUCCCCAGAAGGCAGUGGGUCCCCAGCACUGGGUACCAGCAGAGCCCUGUGGGCAGUUUCCAGAGAGGGAUGAAUGCACUAGGUAAAAAGCAGGACCACAGAUAACCCUGAAGUUCCCUUCUGGCCCAAAAGUCUUCUGCAUCAUCCCUCUUUUGUGAAUCUGUUUCCUGGGUCAAUUCAGCAGCCAAGCCAGACUGGGAAUGAUGAGGAGUAAAACCCAUUCUUCCUUCCCCAAGAGGAAUAGACAUCACAUUGGGUGACUUCCCCAUCACAUUGGGUGACUGGAGCUCAGAUGGGGACAGCAGGAGCUACCAGCCUGGUAGGCAGUCCUGUACAUUAGAAUCCCCUUGACAGCAUUCAGGAAAUGCAGAUGCCCAGGACUCACCUGGAUCCACUGAAGCCAACUCUCGUGAAGGGCCUGGCCCUCUGCAUAAGCUGCCCAGGUGAUUCUGCAAUUCAGUGGACUAGUCUGUCAGUACCUAUUUGCCAUAAAGAUGAGAAUAGUGAGUGCCAGACAGGAGCCUGGGAAUCAGUGCUGAUGGUCAUCUCACACCCCCCACCCCCACUAGCUAAGGCUGAUGUCCCCCGUUAGCACACACCAGAGAUCCACGGUCCAGGUCUUAUCUCCAUUUCCUCAGUUACUGAGACUCACUCCCAGCCAAAGCAACAGCCAAGCUUGCCUUACUGUGCUGCAGAGCAAAAAGCCAAGUCCCAAGCAUUGUCAGGAAAGUAGAGUCCCUGGAUGGAGUAACCCCAUGCACUUCAUUUGUGGCCACAGUUUACAGUUUACACAGCCCCUUGUCCAUUCACUGGCACGUGCUACUGGAACACAGGUCUGUGAGUAUUAUAAUCCCCCUGUUCAGAAGGGAAGACCUAGCCUCAGAGAAGUGAAAACCUCAUGUCCAAGGUCAUUAGCUGCCAAGCUAGAGGUGUGUGUGUGUGUGGGGGGGUGCAUCUAGAGAGCUUCUGAACAUGACUGCCCGGUGCCAUCCCUUCCCAGCUCCCUCCCCCCCAGGGACCCAGACCUCCCACUCAAAAGCAGGACACAGGCAGCUUUGAACAAACUCUUUUUCUUUCCUUUUUUUUUUUUUUUUUUUACAUUUAGAAUAAAUUAUUUAAAUUAUUUCACAGCAAGGGAGAGGGAUAGAUAAUUUUUAUCCGAUAUUUUUUAGAACCAUCUUUUUUAAAAACUCCUUUUUUUUUUUUUAUGUUCUUGAGCUGAUGGAGCAGAACAUGCCCAGCACUGGACAUGUCCUGCACUCGAACAGUCUCCUUACUGCAGACCCCGGGAGCCCCCUUUCUGUUGACUCAGGAACUUUCCGAGGGUGGGGACAGUACUGGGAGAUAAAGUUUGGCUGGUGUCCAUCUUAGCUCUAUAAUAAUUGUGCUUCCUGGGACAAAAGUUGAGAACCAUCAUAGAGGAAACAGGAAGUCAGAAAUCAAUCUAUGCUUUUAAUAUGAAACCGUGCCUGAAACAGUUUGAAUGAUUAUUUUAAUGUUUCUGAAAUUCCUUGUACCUUUGUAAUAAAAAAAUAAAAGAAGUAAAAGUGAAAAUAGAUACGGAAUUGUGCAAUGGAAAGAAUGUAACAAAAUAAACAUCCGGCUAUAGACAGUUUAAUA